This is a messenger RNA of Olea europaea var. sylvestris, 1647 nucleotides long. RefSeq names its product plant intracellular Ras-group-related LRR protein 1-like. The coding region runs from base 293 to 1360 and encodes 355 amino acids. Gene Ontology annotation, molecular function: protein binding. The record is from RefSeq and is a predicted model, not a curated record. The transcript is spliced from 2 exons. Lineage: Eukaryota; Viridiplantae; Streptophyta; Magnoliopsida; Lamiales; Oleaceae.
UCGAUUUAGAACAAACUUGAGUGGCCAUUAGUUUAAAUUUGUGGUGGUAAUUUUUACAUUCAGUUUUGUACCAUUUGUUUCGUUUUUCUGUUGACACCUCCAAUUUUUCGGGCUUCUCGUUUGAUGCUAAUUCAACUUUAUACACAUUAAUUUUUCAGAUCUGCACAAGAUCCCCACUGCAAAUUUCAGCUCAAGAACACAAAUAGUGCGACCUUUUUUGAUUUUUUUCCCCCCUCUCUACAAACAAGAAUUCGAGAAACCCAGUUCCCUCUUACAAUCUAAGAGAACAAAAAUGGAUCCAAAUCCGAAGAAUUUCCCAAUUCUCUCGUACGUUAUGGCCAAGAUUCCAAGCUUUAAACGCACUUUCUCCACUGCUGCUUCUGCCGCCGCUGCCGACUCCCCCGAUUUCGACAUCGAAAAUCCACCGCAGUCGACGCCGCUCGGAGAGCAAGAACCUUAUUUCGAGCUUACUGAGAAAAUGCCCCACCUCACUAAUCCAAAGCUCAUCUCCGCCAUGCGUUUGGCCGUUGCUGACGUUGCUCAGACCCGAUCUGUGCUUCACACCCUCGGUGUACGCCCGGAUCAUGAGGCUGUAGACGCUGCACGCUUGAAAUUAUCCGAAAUCGAGGCCGAUUUGUCGAAAAGUUUGGAAGAGAUAGUACUUGCUUCUCAGCCGGCGGAUUCUGUUUUCAGAUUUUUCUUUUUCAGGUCAUUAGUAGAAUUGAAUGCAAGUUUCAACAAACUGACUUACUUGCCAACAAAUAUUGGGUACGAGCUGGUGAAUCUGCAAAAGCUCUCAAUCCACCUGAACAAACUCCGAUCUCUUCCCAAAUCUAUUGGUGAUAUGAAAUCUUUGCGCCUUCUAGACGUGCAUUUCAACGAGCUCCAUGGUCUUCCACCUACAAUUGGUAGAUUGACAAAUCUCGAGAUCAUCAACCUAAGCAGUAACUUCAGUGACCUAACUGAACUUCCUGAUACAAUUGCUGACCUAACGAGCCUGAAAGAACUUGACUUGAGCAACAACCAGAUCCAUGCAUUGCCCGACCAAUUUGGCCGGCUUCAGAAUCUGAUUAAACUUAACGUUGACCAAAACCCUCUAGCAAUACCUCCAAAGGAGGUCGUGAAUGAAGGAGUUCAAGCUAUCAAGAAUUAUAUGACUAAAAGAUGGGUCGACAUGGUGAUGGAGGAACAGCGAAGGAACUCGCUCGAAGCGCAGGAACAGCCAGAAACCAGUAUAUUAACACGAAGCACAUCCUGGUUGAACAGUUUUGUUUCAAAUGUUACUGGAACCGUAUCAGAAUACUUGGGUGGAGCCUCUAGACAAUCAAAUGAAAAUUCUUACCUGAAUCAGCAGCUAUGAUUUCAUUUCUCAUGAAACUUGCGUCCCAUUUCCUUGUAAUUGAGGGAUUGAGGAGUUCUUGGACGCUGCUCUGGUUCUUCAGAAGCCAUAAAUUAUCUACUCUUUUCUUUCUUGUUGCCAGAACCCCAACUUCUGUUUAUGUUUUACUCCGAAUAAAGUAACUGUUAUUUUUGCUUUGCUUUCUGCAUGUUGGAAUUUCUUAAGCAAAUGUCUUGAGAAAUAAUUGGACUGAAUUCUUUCAUUGCGUUAUUAGAUCCUGAUGGAAUUUGGUUUUCCAUUUCUGUUCA